AUGCCGUCCCUCUUUCGCCGGCGCCAUGAGCCCGAGGACAUCAAGCCUCUGCCCGCCCCCUCGGAGGGUGUCGAGGUGUCGGGGCUCGAACAUAUCAAGUCUCUCGAACAAAUGGAAAAGAAAGCCUACAACCUCGAUCCGAACAUGCCCUUGGACGUAUUAAACGAACUCGAUGCUGCUAUCGCGACCGGAAAUGUCGAGAAGGGAGCUGAGAUUGAGCAAGCGCUUAUGGACGACAACAGCCCCUAUCCCGAGGUUCGAGCCGUCGUCCGAAACUUCGAUGUCGAUAUGCCCGCGAACACGAUCCGCGCCUGGGUAAUCGGAAUGUUCCUUUGCACUGUCGGAUCUGCCGUGAAUAUGCUUUUCUCGCUUCGCAACCCCAGCGUUACCAUAACAACCUACGUCGUUCAGUUGGUCGCCUACCCUCUCGGCCUCGGCUGGGAUCUUAUCAUGCCCGAUAGGGAAUGGAAUCUAUGGGGAUUGAAAUUCAACUUGAAGCCCGGAAAGUUCAAUUACAAGGAGCAUGUCGUAAUUGUCGUCAUGUCGAAUGCUGCGUACGGCGGUGGAGUCUUGUACGCGACCGAUGUCUUGCUGGCCCAACAGCUCUUUUACGGCCAGCACUUUGGCUGGGCCUUCCAGCUCUUGUUCGGCAUUACGACCCUCUGCACCGGUUACGGCCUCGCUGGUCUCGCCCGUCGUUUCUUGGUUUGGCCUGCGUCCAUGAUCUGGCCUUCCGACCUCGUCAAUUGCGCGCUCUUCUAUACCCUUCACGAUCACUCGCCUUCCGACCCUUCGAAGACGAAUGGCUGGAAGAUUGGCCGUUAUCGAUUGUUCUUGAUCGCUGGCGCCGGCGCAUUCGUCUGGUACUGGUUCCCCGGUUGGAUCUUCCAAGGUCUCUCCUACUUUUUGUGGAUCUGCUGGAUCGCGCCGAACAGUGUCAUCGUGAACAAGCUUUUCGGCGGCCUGUCCGGAUACGGCCUCUUCCCAUUGACUUUUGAUUGGACCGUUAUUUCGGGCUUCCUCACCUCCCCGCUGAUUCCGCCAUUCUACGCCAUCGCCAAUGUCGUCGCCAGCGUUGUAAUCUUCUUCGUCAUCGUCUCGAUGGGUAUCCACUUCUCUGGCACCUGGUACGCCGACUACUUCCCCGUGCAGAGCUCUAUCUCCUACGACAACACCGGCGCCGAGUACAACGUUAGCCGUAUUCUCAACGACAAGUUUCAGUUCGACGAGGAGGCUUACAAGGCUUACUCCCCUCUAUUUCUAUCGACUCAAUUCGCGCUCGCCUACGGUCUGUCGUUUGCUGCCGUCACCGCCGUAGUUGUCCAUGUGGCGCUGUAUCAUGGCAAGGAGAUGUGGAGGCAGUUCAAGCUUGCGCGCCAUCAGGAAGAUGAUGUGCAUAUGAGGCUUAUGAAGAAGUACCGUGAUGCUGAGGACUGGUGGUAUUUCGCCCUCUUCGUCGUCAUGGUCUCGAUUUCCUUUGGCGUCGUCGCAGGUUGGCCAACGGGCUUCCCUGCCUGGGCCUUUGUCAUCUGUAUGCUUCUCCCUAUCGUCUGGCUCCUUCCCAUCGGCAUUAUCCAGGCCGUCACCAACAUCCAGCUCGGCCUCAACGUCCUCACCGAGUUCAUCAUCGGCUACAUGGUUCCCGGCCGCCCCAUGGCCAUGAUGAUGUUCAAGAAUUAUGGUUACCUCAGCAUCGGGCAGGCCCUCUACUUCGCCCAGGACCUCAAGCUCGGCCACUACAUGAAGGUGCCGCCGCGCGUCAUGUUCUCCUCUCAGCUCAUCGCAUCGAUCUGGUCCGCCAUCGUCCAGAUCAUCGUCAUGAACUGGGCCCUCGGCCACAUCCCCAACGUCUGUGACCUCCAGCAGGAGAACCACUACACCUGCCCCGGCGGCCGCGUCUUCUUCACCGCCUCCAUCAUCUGGGGGGCCAUCGGCCCCGCCCGCAUCUUCAGCGGCAAAGCCAUCUACCACAACCUCCAGUGGUUCUGGCUCGUCGGCGCCCUCGCCCCCGUCCUCACCUGGAUCCUCGCCAGGCGCUGGCCCCGCUCCAUCUGGCGCUACGUCAGCACUCCCCUCAUCUUCGGCGGCGCCGGCCUGCUGCCCCCCGCCAGCGUCUACAUCUACCUCUGCUGGGCCGUCGUCGGCACCAUCUUCAACUACUUCAUUAAGCGCCGCUACACGGGCUGGUGGCUCCAGUACAACUACAUCCUCUCCGCCGCCCUCGACUGCGGCCUCAUACUUUCCACCCUCGUCAUCUUCUUCACGCUGUACCUUACCUCUGCACAGGCGCCGCAGUGGUGGGGGAAUGACGUCGCCGUUAAUUCGAUGGAUUAUAAGGGCACGGCGCAUAAGUCGCACGUGCCGCCCGGCACGAAGAUUGGACCGACAGAGUGGCCUUGA
This is a messenger RNA of Scedosporium apiospermum, 2400 nucleotides long. RefSeq lists its product as uncharacterized. The transcript has 5 exons. Lineage: Eukaryota; Fungi; Ascomycota; Sordariomycetes; Microascales; Microascaceae. Bases 1 to 2400 code for a protein of 799 amino acids. The record is from RefSeq and is a predicted model, not a curated record. Gene Ontology annotation, biological process: transmembrane transport. Gene Ontology annotation, molecular function: oligopeptide transmembrane transporter activity.